AUGGCUUCUACUACCAAUCUCUCUGCAAUCCUUCUUAUCUUCUCAGUCCUUCUCUUCUCUUCAACGUUCUCCACUGCAUGCGGUACAUGCAGACCUGCACCAGAACCACCAAAACCACCCCCAACACCACCACCACCGGCUUCUACGCCUAUAACACCCACACCUGCACCAACACCAUCAACACUGGCACCAUGUCCAAUAACACCAGUACCAGUACCAGCACCAGCACCAGCUUGGGAAACUUGCCCGAGAGACACGUUGAAGUUAGGGGUUUGUGCAAACCUUUUGGGACUUGUGAACCUUCAAAUUGGAUCGCCAGCAACCAGCCCUUGUUGUGCACUGCUUGAAGGAUUAGCUGAUUCAGAGGCUGCCCUUUGUCUUUGCACCGCACUUAAGGCCAAUGUGCUUGGUGUCAACUUGGACGUGCCAAUUGCUUUGAGCUUGCUUGUUAGUGCUUGCGAGAAAACUGUCCCUCCUGGUUUUCAAUGCGCAUAAAAUUAUUAUUCUUGUGCUUUGUUUUUAUGGUCUUAAUUAACCAGGAGUUGUUAUCCUUGUUAUUUGUUUUUUGAAGUUUUAAUUUGGUUUGUUUGCACUAUGUCUUUUGCUUAAUUUGCAUUCUAGUCAUAUAGGGCAAUGAUGCCCAGUUUGGUACAAUAACAAGACAAAUAU
Messenger RNA from Fragaria vesca subsp. vesca, 669 nucleotides. Its product is annotated as putative lipid-binding protein At4g00165-like. NCBI's taxonomy places the organism in Eukaryota, Viridiplantae, Streptophyta, Magnoliopsida, Rosales, Rosaceae. The transcript is spliced from 2 exons. Bases 1 to 495 code for a protein of 164 amino acids. The record is from RefSeq and is a predicted model, not a curated record.